Molecule: messenger RNA, 475 nt
Organism: Aspergillus heteromorphus CBS 117.55
Lineage: Eukaryota; Fungi; Ascomycota; Eurotiomycetes; Eurotiales; Aspergillaceae
Exons: 1
Coding region: 123-389 (88 amino acids)
Source: RefSeq, a predicted model, not a curated record
UCAGCCCGGACGCCACUGACUCGCCCGCCUUUCCUUCCUUCUUCUGCCCGUCGAACUCUAUUGCUUUUGCCACGCCCUCAGCCCGCCUCCUCACUGGCUGCGGUUGUCUUUCCCCGUCCCUGAUGGAUACGAUCCCAUUCACAUGUUACAAUGUAGCUGACCCGGCUAUGGCCACCAGGGCCACAUUUGCCCCCUCCAGGACCCCCCCAGAAACUCCCAGGAGGCUCGUACUUUUGGCAGGUCAUCGACUGAGCCAGGACACCCCCCCCCCCCCCCGAGGAGCGCCGAACCGUCUGAGCCAUCUAAAUCGGUCACUGGUCAUCAACACAUCCCCUCUGGUGUCGCUGCACUCCUUCCCGAUCGGCGCGCGGCCAUUGGCCCCGAGAUGACCACGGCUAAUUACAUGCUUAUCACCUUAUCAGCAUCUGUUAUCUCCUGGCCAUCGUGGGUAACGUGGGAGGUCGUCAAGUAUCAA